AUGGCGAGCCUCGAUGCAACCCCGGAGCCUAAGGGCUUUGACCUGAAAGUGGAGGUACCAGAGGGCGCCAUCUCAACUCUGGCUUCUACCUGCGCUUCCAACUUCUACAAUACACUGCAGCGGCUCGCAACGACCGAGCCCAGUGAGCCAAGUUCAGAUGAAUCCUCGGAUGAUGGGGUGGAUAGAUGGAAGAUCGAGGCUGAGAGCAUCCAGAGGUCAAUCAGCGAGCUUGACCGUCUUGCUAUCCACAUCCGACAGUCUUCCACCUCCUCUCUCGACGCGCGAGUCAAGGCAUUCGGGGCAAGGAAGCCUUCCGAGGUCUCUUCUUAUGAGACCAGGGCGACAAUCGCCGUGAGUUGCCUGUAUCCGAGAGACUCUGACAGCCUCCGCAGAUACUUGAGCAAUUCGAUGACACAGAGACAUACGAAGCUCUUGUACUGGCAGUCUCAUGACAAGAAACUCGGCGCAGAUCGUCGCCGCGAUAAACAACGACGAGAUGACUCUAUCCAAACACCACGAGAACCGUCACCGUUACCCACCAAAGCACCACCACUGCCACGGCAGUCAGCAAGAGACGAGGACACAGCACCGCCAAUACCUGGAGAAAGGAGGGUCAGUGCUGGCUCUUCCUUUCUAUCUGGGACUCGGGCAUCGGAGCUGGGAUCCCAAUUCACCAUCCCACCCGCCGAGGCCAAAAUAUCGACUCGAAAGCGAGCUGGUGCAUCCACCGCUUUGCAGACCGGAGCAAAGUGCCCCAGCCCGCCCAAGUUCGAAGAUGGAGAACUCCAAAAGCCUUGCCCUCUCUGCUGA
Messenger RNA from Fusarium mangiferae, 810 nucleotides. RefSeq lists its product as uncharacterized. Bases 1 to 810 code for a protein of 269 amino acids. The transcript has 2 exons. NCBI's taxonomy places the organism in Eukaryota, Fungi, Ascomycota, Sordariomycetes, Hypocreales, Nectriaceae. The record is from RefSeq and is a predicted model, not a curated record.